This is a messenger RNA of Prosopis cineraria, 732 nucleotides long. RefSeq names its product signal recognition particle 14 kDa protein-like. NCBI's taxonomy places the organism in Eukaryota, Viridiplantae, Streptophyta, Magnoliopsida, Fabales, Fabaceae. The record is from RefSeq and is a predicted model, not a curated record. The coding region runs from base 154 to 516 and encodes 120 amino acids. The transcript has 4 exons. Gene Ontology annotation, molecular function: 7S RNA binding; endoplasmic reticulum signal sequence receptor activity. Gene Ontology annotation, biological process: SRP-dependent cotranslational protein targeting to membrane. Gene Ontology annotation, cellular component: signal recognition particle, endoplasmic reticulum targeting.
ACUUCCGUCAAACCGAGCGAAGAAUGCUGGAUUCAUCAAACAUCCACCCACAGCUUUCGCAAACCCCGUCUUCGAUCCUCUCUUCACUUCCCGACUCACCGUGCUUAGAUCUAACCGGCGACGGAAUUUCCGAUAAUUCUGUGACCUUCAACGAUGGUUCUGCUUCAACUAGAUCCGUUCCUUAAUGAACUGACGAGCAUGUUCGAGCGAAGCACUGAGAAGGGCUCUGUUUGGGUUACUCUUAAGCGAUCCUCCUUAAAGUCUACAGUGCAGAGGAAUAAAUUGGUUUCUGCUGGCGAAACAAUUGAGUAUAGAUGUCUCAUUCGCGCUACUGAUGGGAAAAAGACGAUUUCUACUUCAGUUGGACAAAAAGAUCACCAGCGCUUUCAAUCUUCCUAUGCAACUAUACUGAAGGCCCACAUGACUGCUCUGAAGAAGAGAGAAAGGAAGGACAAGAAGAAGUCUGCAGAAACUGAUAAAAGACAAGGCAGUUCAAAGAAAGCCAAGAAGGCUUGAAUUUGAAGACUUAUCCUUUUGUUCGGAGUUUCAGUCCAAACCUACAAGAAGACUAUUGUUUUUUCAGUGCCAGGCCUUUGAUUUUUCUUUCCUUCUUUGGAAGUGAAAACGAAAAGCUAGAAGAAUUCUUGCAGUUUUGAUCAAUUGAGGAUUAAGGUAUACUACUAAUCACACUUAAUACCAUUUUAAGUUAAAUUUGUUUCUGAAGUGGCCUUA